CGCGCCCGCCCGCGCCGCUCCCGCCGGCCGCAGCUCGCGCGUGGCGGUGACGCGGCGGGGGGCGGUGCUCGGCGGCAGCGGCGCAAGAUGGCGGCCACCACGGGUGCGGGAGUAAAAGUUCCUCGUAAUUUUCGUCUGUUAGAAGAACUUGAAGAAGGGCAGAAAGGGGUAGGCGACGGAACAGUUAGCUGGGGCCUUGAAGAUGAUGAAGACAUGACACUUACAAGAUGGACAGGAAUGAUUAUUGGACCUCCAAGAACAAUUUAUGAAAACAGAAUAUACAGCCUUAAAAUAGAAUGUGGGCCUAAGUAUCCAGAAGCACCUCCAUUUGUAAGAUUUGUAACAAAAAUUAAUAUGAAUGGAGUAAAUAGUUCUAAUGGAGUGGUGGACCCCAGAGCCAUAUCAGUCCUAGCAAAAUGGCAGAAUUCUUAUAGUAUCAAAGUUGUUCUGCAAGAGCUUCGGCGUCUAAUGAUGUCUAAAGAAAAUAUGAAACUUCCUCAGCCACCUGAAGGACAAUGUUACAGCAAUUAAUUAAAAAAAAAACCCAUGCCCCCCUUAUUCAAUUUAAGCUGUCUUCAUUUUCCACAGUAGUAAAUUUUCUAGGUGCAUCUUGUAGACCUCAAAAUACUGGAAAGGAAGUUCCCCGUCAAAGGAAGUUUUUCUUGAGAUACUGUAAAUGAUACUAAUUUUUUUUUUUUCAUUUGAAAUAUAAGUUGUGCUGUAACAAAUAAUCCUGUCGUGUAACCACUGUCCACAUAGCUGAACUUCUGGUAUCAGGAAAAGUCUAUUUAAAUUUAUUACUGUCAAGACCAGUGUGGCACAUCUAACUUAACUGUGAAAGCAUACAUCCCACAAUCACCUUGCUGUGUGUCUGGCCUGUUUUGGUUUUUUUCUUUUUUCUGUCUUUUGCAAUAGAGUCGAAGCUCAGGGCUAUUUAUUAGAGUAGACACAAAGGUUUUUGCUUCCAGUACUACACUGGGCUUUAUGGACUACUAAUGGGGAUGUGUGCUAACCUCAGUCAUCCCUCCCUUUGUGCUAUCUCUAGUAAAGGCUGAAUGUGACUGUGGUCAUUUUUGGGGUUUUAUUAUUUUUUUUAAAUGCCCUGAUAAUCUGGGGCAAGCUUUCCUUCUUCCCUUUGGCCAAGGCAUAGAUUGUAUUUCUCUUCCUGGUCCCCCUCACCAGUGACGUGGGCUUUGGGUGAGGGAUUCAGGGUUCUUUUAAUCUCUUCCCUCUUCCCCUCUUUUUAGUGGGGGUGCUGCUUUCUUUUUGCCCCUCUUUGUGACUUUUCUCACCCCUGGCCACCAGGGGUAAGCCUUGGGGCAAUAACUUGACCUGUUUCCUCCUGCUUAUCAUUUUGGUUUUGCAACAGUCUUCACCAGCCUGGGAAACAAGAGUAUCUAUUCUGCUCGCAAACUUGGGUUUUCCCUGUCCCUCCAGCACUGCUGCCACAUCGCCAAGCUGGCCACGGCUGAUGUUAUUAGAUAGGCUUUUGACAUGGUGAAAAGAGCAGUAAUUUACCAGGAUUGCUGAAAUCUUCUGCUGCCAAACUUUAAUGGGGAAACUCAGUAUGUUGAGACUCUGAACACACACACACUCCAGCUCUGAUAGUUGUGUUUUGGUACUUUGGAUUGACCCAAGAAUGUUAACUAAUGAAAUGUUGCACUUAUGUUUGGCUCUUCUAAAGAUGUGAUGAGUACAGAAAAAUCAAAUCAAUAUAGUAGAUUUUAUUAGAGUUCUGUCAGUCUUGGAAGAGAAAUCUCUUCAGUGAAGAUUUUGGGGGAAAGGUGCAUACAGCAGAUUAAGGACCUUAAUUGGCUUUGCAUCCUGGCAAAUCACUGCCUUUUCUGGUUUACUGUUUUGGACCACUAACUGCUGACAUGUGGAUGCAAGCUUACAUACAACCAACCUAGUGUGUCCUAAGUUUUAUGACAAAGUUGGUGUUUGUGUAAAAAAAAGAAAAAAAGGAAAAAAAAGGAAAAAGUAAAAAUAAACACAUUUUAAAGCAGCAGCUAUCAAGUCAAUGAACAAUUGAUGUUUCCAUUAACUCUUUUGAGGAAAAUAUUAGUUGUAAGGAUUUAACAUCCUCUGUAAUUAAAGUUUAACAUAACAGUAUUCCAUAAGCAGCCUUUUUAUUGUAUCAGACCAUUGCCUGAUUUUAAUAUAAUAAAAAGUGUGCAUUAAUAUUAGAAGGCUUUAAUUGUAUUUAUGUUUAGAAUUUUAAUCCCUUAUGGAAUUCUUGAUUUGUUGGAAGUAUCUUCCUACAGAUCGCAUUUACCUAACAGUAUGUAACCUGUGGUGAAAGGCAAUUGUCUUUAUCCAGCUGCUGCUGCUGUGCCAGGAGGCUCUUUAGUUUUAGUUUAAACCUCAGACUUGCUUAGGCUUGGCAGUUGGUAGUGUUACAUGAUUCUAAGGAACUGAUGAAGGGAAUUUGUAGAUCCACGUGCUGUCUGAAGGUGCUCUGUCAUUGCAGUGGCCUUUAUGUGUGUCCUGAGGAAAGCAAAUCCCCCUACAAUUGCAUGUUAACGCUGUCUGUCUAGUGCAAGGAGAAUUUCACAACCUGAAAUUUUACUUGUUUUCCCUCAAAUAGUGAAUUGUAAAAAGCCGACCUUCUCUCCAAAUCUGGAUCAAAACAGGGCUGUGAAUUUUUGGCUUUUUUCAAGUGUAAAGCAUCUCCACUUCAGAAGAUUGCCAGAAGGUACUCAUUUGCUUACUUCAGCAUUGUGGUGAAACAAGGUUCUUCCUGGGUUAGGAAUGAAAAAGGGAAUGACCUUUUGUGAAACCUGCUGCUGGCUUCUAGCCUGGAACACUGCACAGUCCUUUGGUAGCUCGGAGGGUAUCUAUGAAGACAAUGCAACUAAUACUUUGUCAGCAUUGUGUGUGUGUGUGUUUAUUUAAAAUAGCUUGAUAUCUAAA
Molecule: messenger RNA, 2913 nt
Organism: Cuculus canorus (common cuckoo)
Lineage: Eukaryota; Metazoa; Chordata; Aves; Cuculiformes; Cuculidae
Gene: UBE2V1
Product: ubiquitin conjugating enzyme E2 V1
Exons: 4
Coding region: 88-531 (147 amino acids)
Biological process (GO): protein K63-linked ubiquitination; DNA damage tolerance
Cellular component (GO): nucleus
Source: RefSeq, a predicted model, not a curated record